ACUCCUGGACAAUUGUGCAAAUGGAAUGUGUCAAAAAGAAAAGGAAAAAAAAUAGAAUGGAGACAAGUAGAAACAAUAGAGCUGGCAGGUAGAGAAGAAAGAAGAGUGAAAGAGGCUGCAUGGUCAACAAUACAGUUUACCUGCAAGAGUAAUCACAAAGAAGAAACCUCUCUUUUCUCCUUUAUGCUUCAAACACAUUUCUAACUUUGCAAGCUUCAACUCUACCAAAUUCUUCCAUACUUCUAAUAACCAACAACAACAAGAAGUUUUUGGGCAAAGAAAGAAGUUCAAGAAAGCUUCUUUUUAACAAAACUUUAUUUUCUCCCCAUACAAAUAUUUCACAAGGGACUAUUAUGGUUGGUGUGUUAGCUCAUCUUCUCACCUCCCUCUCUAGAUUUUGAUUCUCUACCCUCUUUCCAUCUCAUUCUACUAUGGAACUUCCAGUAACGACACCGGAUUCCGGUGGCCAGAAGAAAGGUUCAUAUACCAUAGAAACCAGAAAUCUUUCCUAUGCACUCCCUAGUUUGUAUGACGAAUUCAGUUGGAUGUUUUGCUGCAAGAAUCCUAAGAGACCUCAGAAGUUCAUCAUAAAGGAUGUGAAUUGUGAAGCAAGGCCAGGACAGAUUACAGCUAUUGCUGGUCCUAGUGGGGCUGGAAAAACAACACUGUUAGAGAUUCUUGCAGGGAAAAUAUCACCAACAAAAGUCACUGGACAUGUACUAGUUAAUGGUCAUGCUGUGAAUGCCAAAUGUUUUAGGAGAUUAUCCGGUUAUGUCACACAAGAAGAUGCCCUGUUUCCUCUGCUCACAGUUGAAGAAACACUCAUGUAUAGUGCUCUACUGAGGCUACAAAGUGGGAAAAAAGAGGUUGCAAAUAGAGUUGAAGUGUUGAUCAAGGAGCUUGGUUUGGAAAAUGUUGCUGGUGCUAGAGUUGGGGGAGGAUCAAACAGGGGAAUUUCGGGUGGCGAAAGGCGUAGGGUGUCGAUUGGAGUUGAAUUAGUUCAUGAUCCUGCUGUGAUUCUCAUUGAUGAGCCAACAUCUGGGCUGGAUUCAGCAUCAGCACUUCAUGUUAUAUCACUCCUUCAAGUGAUGGUGGCUCAUCAAAGCAAGACAAUUGUAUUGACUAUCCACCAACCUGGUUUUCGUAUUCUUGAACUGUUUGAUCGACUUGUUUUGCUUUCAAAUGGGUGUGUUCUUCACAAUGGUUCGUUGAAGUAUCUAGAAGACAGGAUCAAGUUUUCCGGUCUCCAAAUUCCACCCCACAUCAAUGUUCUUGAAUUUGCCAUUGAUGUCACAGGCAGCAUUGUCAUUCAAUCUUCUGAAACUCCCAAUAUCCAUUUCCAUCUCAAGGAUCAUGGCGAAAAGAAGGGAAGUCUAAGGAAAGAUGAUGAGGGAUAUACAAUUUCCAGCCACAAUGACAACACGUUAGAGACGUGUCCUUCCUAUUCAAAUUCUCAUAUUGAGGAGACUUUAAUACUAGGAGGAAGAUUUUGCAAGAACAUAUUCAGAACCAAGCAACUUUUUGCAACAAGAAUAAUACAAGCAUUGGUAGCAGGCUUUAUAUUGGGGUCAAUAUUCAUGAAUGUUGAUAACAAUCUAGGGCAGGUUGCUUUACAAACCAGACUAGGAUUCUUCGCGUUCAGUUUAACGUUCUUGCUCUCCUCCAUGACAGAAGGCUUACCUAUUUUCUUGCAAGAGAGAGCAAUCUUUAUGAGAGAGACUUCAAGAGGAGCAUAUAGAGUAUCCUCUUAUGUUGUGGCAAACACAUUUGUCUUCCUUCCUUUCCUCUUAAUGGUUGGCCUUCUCUACACUAUCCCGGUUUACUGGCUCGUUGGUCUGAGGCGAAACAUGGAUGGGUUCUUCUACUUUGCCAUGGUGGUUUGGAUGGUUGUCUUAAUGUCAAAUUCUUUCACUGCAUGUUUCAGCGCGCUUGUCCCAAACUUCAUCAUGGGAACAUCUAUUAUUGCUGGGUUGAUGGGGUCUUUCUUCCUGUUUUCAGGCUAUUUCCUUUCAAAAGAGAAGAUACCUAGUUACUGGAUCUUCAUGCAUUACUUAAGUCUGUUUAAGUACCCGUUCGAGUGCUUCUUGAUAAAUGAGUAUGGGGGCAAGGGAGGGAAAAGAUGUUUAGAAAGUGAAGGAGGAGAAUGCAAGUUGUUCGCGAUUGACUUCUUGAGACAGCAAGACGUUAAAGAAUCAUUGAAAUGGAGCAACUUAGCUGUGAUGCUGUGUUUCAUCUUGGGUUACAGAGUCCUCUGUUAUCUAAUAUUAUGGUGCAGAUGUUACAGAACCAGAAACUAGGUUUCAUUCUUUUGUCUUUUUACGGUUUUCUUUUGCUUCUUAUUCUGAUUAUUAAAUUGAUUGGGCAAGUGAAUGUAGUAUUGUAGUUACACUGGAUAAGAUGGAUUAGUCAUUCAUAAAUUUUUCAUGUUCAGAGAUCAUAUGAAAUAAAAGUUUCCCACCCCAUGUUAUAAUUCGGUAA
Messenger RNA from Lycium ferocissimum, 2478 nucleotides. RefSeq names its product ABC transporter G family member 10-like. The transcript has a single exon. Gene Ontology annotation, molecular function: ATP binding; ABC-type transporter activity; ATP hydrolysis activity. Bases 432 to 2297 code for a protein of 621 amino acids. The record is from RefSeq and is a predicted model, not a curated record. Gene Ontology annotation, cellular component: membrane. NCBI's taxonomy places the organism in Eukaryota, Viridiplantae, Streptophyta, Magnoliopsida, Solanales, Solanaceae.